AUGGAUGCCAAAACGCGACUGCGCAAGGCAUGCGAUGCCUGCAGUAUUCGCAAGGUGAAGAGGCAAAAGCUCGAAGCCCAGUCGGAUAAUUCACCGGCCAGCCUGUCUGAAUAUAUCUUGCCGAGCACGCCUCAGCCAUCUGCUGCUUCUAUUCAUUCGUCAACGACCUCUAUUCCCGCUUCUGCGGAAGCCAUUUGUUCAUUGCACACGGUUCAGCUACUUUUAGACGAUUUCUUCAUGUACAUUCACCCUUUGGUUCCCGUUCCCCAUGAACCUUCUUUUCGUGCUGCCUUUGAACGCCGCGAGGAUACUACUAGCGGCACUUUUUUAGCCCUCUUGGCCUCCAUGAUAGGAUUCCUCGUGGCCUCCUUUCCUCGGCGACCCAAACUACGACUCAACACCGAGGCAGAACGUUCUGCAUUUCCCAACUCCAUAGCAUUGGUCAAGCGAUGCCAUGAUGUUGCCAUUCAAGCUCGAGGCAUUGGGUAUCUUGACCGCAAUGUGACAGUUUACGAUGCAGCCACGAGUUAUUUCUUAGGGCUAUGUUCCGGCUACAUUUACAGUAUGCGCCGAUGCCGUGUCUAUCUGGCGGAAUGUCGCACUAUGAUUCAGGUAUAUGACCUUUGUCGUUCUCCUUCACCUCUGCCCUCUGCAUCCGAACCAAACGCCACGGGUCCAAUGUCCCCAGCGUCAGGAACGACACAUGAUCAACCAGCCCAAAAUCUCACGGACAAUCCGACGGUAGAUCUGAUAACCCAGGAGUUGGGCCGUCGGCUAUUCUACGUCACACUGGUUGGAUAUCAAACUCUGCAUCAGAUGGGCUCCUCCGACAUUAAGGUUCAAAUCCCUCCUGAGACCCCAACUGAUCGAUAUCCCCCGCUCCCGCUUGAGAUUGACGACGAGUUCCUCUUCUCCACCCAUGUCAGCGCUCAACCUGCCGAUCGUGUAUCACAACUUGUCGCUUUCAACGCAAACGUCCGGGUUUACGGCUCGAACAAUGCUUUGUUGGCUUGGGAUAUCGCGUUCGGCAGUGGCCAGAUCUUUGACUGGGAGCAUCAGCGCUCCUGUCUGUGGGAAUGUCUCCAAAAGGCGAAGUCUGCGCUUUCAAAUGUCCCCGUCGAGCUGUCCCUCUUCCACCCCAAGCGGAUCUCCCCAGCUGGACUGUCUGGGCUGAACGAGGACGGCUCAAUAUUCAACUACCCUCAUGACCACAUUCAUCAGGAACGUCGAGCGAUCCAGUACGAGAUCCAGAAGGCCAAUAUUUAUGCUAGCCAACUCUGCACAAGGUCAUACCUGGUUGAAAAAUACUGGAAUCUCUUUGAGACAUUCACCAAAUAUGGGAACUCGGCAAAAAUAUCCAUCCCGACGCCUGCCAUACCGCACAUCAAACAUGAGCCGUCAUCAGAGAUACCUGCUGAGCCGGCCUCGACGGUAGGCCCGAAUACCUCUUCACAGGCUCUGGCACACAUACAAACAGACUCCAUUGGCCGCAUGAUGGCCGAGGAGCGCAAACUGGUCAUCAAGGAAUUUUUCAUCCUCCUGCGUACCGUCAACGAAGUCAACAUGGAGCCCAACGGCGGGAGCAUCACAACCAAAAUCCGUCAAGUAGCAUCCACCCUUCUCAACCAAACAACAAAAACCAUUCCAACCGAAGACCCAUUGGUCACUCCCCUAGCAGGAGUUUCAAAUCCCGGUCCGAACACCUCAAGCCCCCAUGUCCUUACGUCCGCCGAAGCGGAAUCUUACCUUCACGCCUUCGUCGAUACCCUUGUCCGCCUCGAAGGCCACGCCUCCGUAGCCACGGAUCUAAGUAGUGGAGCCGAGGGCGUCAGUCCACUGGCGAACGUGCGCGCAAUGAGUUACUUGAGUGACUAUGAGCGUGAUCAGGAGGAGCUGAGCCAGUGGGCUAGCUUGAAGGAGUAUCAGCUGAAAUUUGCGGAUGUUGGUGGUUUCUUGUCCGAAUUGUAG
Penicillium maclennaniae is the source of this 1968-nucleotide messenger RNA. RefSeq lists its product as uncharacterized. Gene Ontology annotation, molecular function: sequence-specific DNA binding. Bases 1 to 1968 code for a protein of 655 amino acids. The transcript is spliced from 3 exons. NCBI's taxonomy places the organism in Eukaryota, Fungi, Ascomycota, Eurotiomycetes, Eurotiales, Aspergillaceae. Gene Ontology annotation, cellular component: nucleus. The record is from RefSeq and is a predicted model, not a curated record. Gene Ontology annotation, biological process: positive regulation of transcription by RNA polymerase II.